AUGGCACGCACCAAAUCCAAUACAAAACGCCUCCCAAAGGGCUCUUCCGACAAGCCCCAAAAAAACAUCAAGUCUAAAGGCAGCUCAACCAUCAAGAAGCGUGCGUUGGCCGUCAUGAGUGCCGCAUCAAAGAAGUGGCCGCGGCCGCCAAAAGUACUGGCAAAUGCCAUCAGAUCCUUUGAAAUCCCGACUACCCAUGCAGAAUUCAUCAUGGAGGACGCCCUUACCAACCUUCGCAUCCAAUUCACCUACGGGCCCCCAGAAAAUAUCAAUGCUAUAGAUCCAGAUGGCGGGCAGUAUGACAUUUGCCGGGUACCUGUCUACAAAGGCGGGAAGUCAAUAGGAUACGUACCACUGCCAAGUAGGUACCAGGGAAUAUGGUUAGAUUUAUGCUACAGUGUAGUCUUGUUCACUACGGGAUGGAAACAUUGGGACCAGGAGACCAAGCGGGGCACUAACAAGCAGAAACAGAUGGCCAAGACAUGCAAACAGAACUGUGGGGCCGUGCUUGUCGCACACAUGCAGGCCAGGCUCCUCGCGGUGGACCAACUGGUGGGUCUGCGUUACGAUAUCAAGCCCGGUGAGGAGCGGGUACCGAUUCUGGACGAAUGGAAGGUUAGGUCUCUUCGAGACUGGCUGAACGAGGAUUUCGGAGAGGCCAACAAAGAAGGACCGCAUCACUUGACUGCAGACCCGCUGUGCUCAGAAAAUGAAGCAUUUUUCAAAGAAGGCUGGGACGAGGACAAUGAGGGUCUGGAGGUUAUGACGCGCCCGCAGGGAUGGACUCAAGGCCGUCUUGUAAACUUCGAGACGACGUUCAACAACAUCCUCAAGCCACAGGCGUAUGCCGAACUAAAGAAUCACAGCAAAUUCUUUGAGACUCGAUAUGUGGAAGGUGCAGAAUUACCAGAACGCUGGCACGAGGGCCAUGCACCAACUCCUCUCUACUGGUCAGAGAAACAGUUCGAGUGGAUGGUCGCAGGAAAUGACUUUUGGGACCAGCCCUUCCACUUUGUGCAUUAUGCACUGUCCACUGACCAAGAAGAGUAUGAGCACAUGGAUGAAUUUGUCACGGACAUCAGAUGUCUCACCAAUAUCUUGUGUGUCAGACCUGAUUGGGACUUGGCGGUGCAGAACGCAGCUGGGCUCUGGAGGGGGGAGAUGACUUGGAGGGAGUUUGUGGAAUCGUUCAAGAAGAUCUGGUUAUUUGAGGGAAGGCCGAUCGGCCCUUGGCAAAGCACAGGCACGGGCAUCUCCACCGUCCCCUUAAGACAUAUAUCAACAUUUGGUUUUAUUCUAGUGCCCAACAAUCCUUUCAACACCUUCGAAGCUGAAUUACUCCUCAAGGGAUACUUACGCCGGGGGUAUGAGGACGCCGAAGCCAACUGGAGUGAUGAAGAUUCGAUCGUGUGGGAGGGCUUGGGAAGAAUUUCUGACAUCAAAGGUCUCCGUGAUGGGUGGACAUGGGUUGUGAAUGAGGUAAGCAUGGAGGGAAAGACAGUCAAGCAGGCGUUGCAGGAUGCGGGGCCAAUGUGGGUCGAUUACCAGGCGCGUUCGGCGGCGGCGCAGUCCAUCAACAAUAAAGGCAAGCAUGUCAUGGAUGUUGAAAGGUCCGGUGGAGCUGCAACUGGUGGUGCUUUUGCUGAGGGUGCCAUCAGGCCUCCUCCUGUCGUCCCACCCAUUCCAGCUGAAGAUGUUGCUGCCCAUAUGGCUAUUGAAGUUGAUGCCAUUGACGGCCCUGCUGACUCGGGCCCUCCUGCUCCCCCAGCUGCAGCACCUAUCCCUAUUCCAAUGGACGAUGGAGGUCAUUCCACCGCCUCCAUCCGCGUUCCUCUGCCAGCGCCGGGUGGCUCUCACGCUUCUGCCAGUUCUUCUAGUGUCAGGUUAGGGAUGGAACACCAGGCUGUCCACAUUGGUUUGGCUGGGUAUGUUUCGAGGGGCGAGACCUUGGAGAUGUAUUCGUCAUCGCUGAGGAAAGCGUAUGCUGCCCCAGAGUAUCAGCCAGGCAUUGCCGAGUAUCUCCAUGAUCUCGGCUCCAUCCCGCGAGGCGAAUUCAAAGCUAUUGCAUUCAAGGCACGCGUGGAAUCUUUCAUAGCACACAUUAGCACAGUUGGAGCCAGGUUGGAGGCACACAAGUCCUCGAAGUCCCUCCUGUGA
This is a messenger RNA of Suillus paluster, 2157 nucleotides long. RefSeq lists its product as uncharacterized. The transcript has 5 exons. Bases 1 to 2157 code for a protein of 718 amino acids. The record is from RefSeq and is a predicted model, not a curated record. NCBI's taxonomy places the organism in Eukaryota, Fungi, Basidiomycota, Agaricomycetes, Boletales, Suillaceae.